This is a messenger RNA of Panthera uncia (snow leopard), 1541 nucleotides long. RefSeq names its product trafficking protein particle complex subunit 2L (gene TRAPPC2L). Gene Ontology annotation, cellular component: nucleus; TRAPP complex; cytoplasm. Gene Ontology annotation, biological process: endoplasmic reticulum to Golgi vesicle-mediated transport. Lineage: Eukaryota; Metazoa; Chordata; Mammalia; Carnivora; Felidae. The record is from RefSeq and is a predicted model, not a curated record. The transcript has 5 exons. The coding region runs from base 57 to 476 and encodes 139 amino acids.
GGGAGAGCGCGUGACUGGCGGCCGGGUCACGUGACACGCCCGACCGGGCCUCCAAGAUGGCGGUGUGCGUGGCGGUGAUCGCCAAGGAGAAUUACCCUCUUUACAUCCGCAGCGCCCCCACAGAGAAUGAGCUGAAGUUCCACUACAUGGUACACACGUCCCUGGAUGUGGUGGAUGAGAAGAUCUCCGCGAUGGGGAAGGCCUUGGUGGACCAGAGGGAGCUCUACCUGGGCCUGCUGUACCCCACAGAGGACUACAAGGUAUACGGCUACGUGACCAACUCCAAGGUGAAGUUCGUCAUGGUGGUGGACUCCUCCAACACGGCGCUGCGAGACAACGAGAUCCGCAGUAUGUUCCGGAAGCUGCACAAUUCCUACACAGAUGUGAUGUGCAACCCUUUCUACAACCCUGGGGACCGCAUUCAGUCCAGGGCCUUUGACAGCAUGGUGACGUCUAUGAUGAUACAAGUGUGUUGAGCGAGAACUCAGCGGCCGUUGCUUGAAGACAAGCACUGUGUACAUAAGCCAUCGUCCGCAUGGAUGUUUAUUAUCCCGUGCCUGUUCCUGAGCGUCCCUGCUGUUGGGGGCAAGGCCUCGGGCACGGUGCGUGGAGACUAAAGGUCUUCUGAGAUCACGUUUGGUGUUUUCCUUGUGUCAGCAGAGGCUCGGACGGAAGAGCGUGUAGCGCGGCACUUUGGAGGCUGGCGCAGAGGUCAGGGACCAGAGCCGGGACGAGGGGCGGGGAGAGCGGGUGAGGGAGCCCACGGACCUUGGGGCCCUGCGGGGGCUGCAGCUGUGGGGCAGCAGAGACGGGAGCGACUCGAGGCCGGCCUCCGCUGGCUGACCGGGUGGGGUGGUCUGUGGGGGCAGGCCUCCUGUGCCCAGGGCCAGCUCUAGAGGGGCUCCCGGAGAGCCCACACGUCCUCCCCUGGCUUCGUCUUUCUGGACUCGUGCCUGGCCUCAGGAGGGAGCUGCUCUCAGCUCGUCAACUGCCGCCUGCUUUCUGAGCACUGAGUGAGCCAGUCCCUGAGCCUCCCCCUGGGGGAGCGUGUGGCGGUCCCUAACGGUUGGCGGAGCCCCUGGUCACCUGCUGCCUCCGCAGGCCCCUGAGCAAGCCGGGGGGAGGGGGGGUAUGCUUGAGGAGCAACCGAUGUGAUCGGAUUUCUGCCACGUGCUUCCCCAGAAGCCUGCUCUGUCAAGUCCAGAUGGCAGUCCUAACUAGUUGACUGUGACCGAGGGGACAUUGCCAUCCGGGAUCAGGCGGCCCCGGCCCUGGCACCCUUCGUCAUCUGGCAACAAGGACCCGCGGGGUCUGAGCCCCACCGCACGGUCUGCUCUGUGCUGUCGUCAGUGCCCUGGCUUCGAGCCGGGUGCCCCGGGCCGGCCGUGAUCCCUCCCUCCCUCCCUCCUCAGUCGCUCUGGAGAAGGGGUCUGACGAGGAGCAGGGCCACCCGGACCCCCUGGGGAAUGGCUGAGGCCAUUAGCACCGGGAUGGGACCCGGAGGUGAGCCUUCCCUUCUAAGGAACGCGGGACUCGUUUUU